CACCCGGAAGUAUCUAUCACUUUGUCAGCUGGGGGAUUAGUGUUACUUGCUAUAGCACCUGUACUGAGGGAACAUUGUUGCGCUGAGGGACUGAAGCUGCUACUCUCUGAGCCAGGCAUCAGUAGUACUGAGAGACUGGAAUCUGGCACUCACUGUACCUGUACUAAGACUUGGGGAGCACUGAUCCUUACUACAUCUGUUCAGGGGAGCACUGAUACUUGCCUCAGCAUCUGUACUGGGAGCAGUUUAUUCUGGGAUUUCUUUUGUGGCUGUUUGGAGCAGCCUGGCACACCAGGACAGUGUGUGCUCAUCUUGGCACUUGGGAAGUGCUGCAUUGUGGAGAAGUGCGUACCCAUCUGGACUAGGGGAGUGGGCACUAUCAAGGAAUUAGCUUCUGUAGCUGGCGCACCAGCCCGAUUGUGUGUGGAUGUGUAAUUACGAUCUAGGUGCUAAUACAGCAUCCACAUGACCUGUAUAUUCAUCUGACUAAUCAUCACAAGCUACCACCCAUACAAGUGGUGAAGAAAAUGGUGGGACAGUGACAGAUCCAAAAUCUGGUGAAAGGAUGACAGCAUACUCGGAUAUCCACAACCUUCCUUUAGCAAACACCUUACAUUAUGACAAUGAAGACAUUAUACCUAUGGCUGGUCACCAGCCUCUGUUUUAUUUUACUGCAAGAGACUAAGGCAGGAACUUCCGUCUCUAUCCCAGAAUCUCUGCUGUUUGUGUCUACGCUGGAUGGGAGCCUUCAUGCCGUCAGCAAGAAAACUGGCGCCGUACUCUGGACACUGAAAGAUGAGCCUGUUAUUCAAGUGCCUCUGUAUGUGUCAGAACCUGCCUUUCUGCCAGACCCCAGUGACGGCAGUUUAUACAUUUUAGGAGGAAGGAACAAGGAAGGGCUGAUGAAACUGCCUUUUACAAUCCCAGAGCUCGUCCAGUCCUCUCCUUGUCGCAGUUCAGAUGGAAUAUUGUAUACAGGGAAGAAGCAAGACUCCUGGUAUGUUGUUGACCCAAAAUCUGGGGAGAAGCAGACAACUCUGUCCACAGAAUCAUCUGACGGUCUGUGUCCGUCCUCGCCCUUGUUGUAUAUAGGACGCACACAGUACAUGAUCACAAUGUAUGACACCAAAACGCGGGAGCUGCGCUGGAAUGCCACGUAUACGGAUUACUCGGCCCCCCUGUGUGACGACAGCUAUGAAUACAAGAUGUCUCACUUUGCCUCCACGGGAGAUGGAAUGCUGGUCACAGCGGACCAGAGCAACGGGGAGGUUCUAUGGAUGCAGAAUUACGGUUCCCCAGUGGUUAGUCUUUUUCUCUGGCACCAGGACAGCCUGCGACGUAUCCCCCAUCUCAAUGUUGCUAUGGAGACUCUCCGCUACCUGACAUUUAACUCCCAUGACAUCCGACUGCUCAAGUGGAACUACAAUGCUGUGCAGCAGCUAAGCAGCACCAAGACACACCUGCUACCAUCUUUGUAUGUGGGAAAGCAAGAUACAGGAUUCUAUGCAUCCACCUCACUGAUCCACGAGGGAGUUGCUGUAGUGCCGCGCGGUAUCACUCUGGCGCAGGUGGAGGGUCCAACUACUCACGAUGUGACUUUAAAGGAGGCUAACGAGUUUCAUGUGACUCCCAGCACAGAUGUCAAGUACCCACAAGGAAGUGUAGUGUCUGCCCAGCAUUGGCUGCUGAUAGGUCACCAUGAGUUGCCUCCUGUUGUUCACACAACCAUGCUCCGAGCGUUCCCUGAGACCCUACGGAGAGACAACGAGAACAUAAUACGUGGUCCUGCACCUAGGACUCUCUUUGAUGAUUUUUUGACGCCUCAAAAUGAGGGUGGGUUUCCUCAGGGUGAUACAGAGGGACGUUUGAAGACGGAACAAAACAAAGAGGAAGUGGGAACCGUGCUCCCAGAUACCUCGGUACCAAAUAUGCUCACUGUUGGCUUUAUUACGCUGCUCCUCGGGGGCUGGGUCCUGUUUGCACUUACUUACCCUAAGAUGAAGGAGCAGCAUCGCCGCCAACAGAUGGAGUUACAACAGCAGCUGGAAGAGAGGUUGCAGCUGCUACAGAAUAUUCAGAACACAUCUUCGAACACUCCUCCAUCUUCCAACAUCCCAGAAGUCCCUGCAUCUGCCGGAGAGCAGGAAGUAGGAGGAAGUAGCCAAAGGUCAAGUACAGAUCGUGACUAUUUACAGGCAAAUGGAACUAAGAGGCCGAGCAGGGAUAGUGGGAAUGUAGAUGCUGCUGAUGCCGAUGAGAUCUCUGUUGGCAAAAUCUCUUUCUCCCCCAAAGACAUUCUGGGCCAUGGAGCUGGUGGAACCUUUGUAUUUCGGGGCAAGUUUGAUGAUAGAUCUGUUGCUGUGAAACGGAUUCUACCGGAGAGCUUCACUCUGGCAGAUCGUGAGGUCCAGCUGCUGCGUGAAUCUGACGAGCAUCCUAACGUAAUUCGAUACUACUGCACGGAAAGUGAUAAGCUGUUCUACUACAUAGCGCUGGAGCUGUGUGCCGCUACCCUGCAGGAGUAUGUGGAGAACCUCAGCUUUCCGCGCUUUGGUCUGGACCCUGUGACGCUGCUGCAUCAGACAAUGUCUGGACUGGCACAUUUACACUCCAUGAAUAUCGUGCAUAGGGAUCUGAAGCCAUGCAACAUACUCAUUUCCCAGCCGAAUGCCCAAGGCCGGCGACGAGCUGUGAUUUCAGACUUUGGCUUGUGUAAGAAACUGAGUGUCGGACGGCACAGCUUCAGCCUGCGCUCUGGGAUUCCCGGCACCGAGGGAUGGAUUGCUCCUGAGGUUCUGCGAGAUGGGCCGAAACAAAACCCAACCUCAGCAGUGGACAUAUUUUCAGCAGGGUGCGUGUUUUACUAUGUAAUGUCGCAAGGACAUCAUCCAUUCGGUGACAGCUUGCGGAGACAGGGAAAUAUCCUGACAGCGUCCUACAGUCUACCCCAGAUCCAAGAGGAUAUUCAUGAGAAUGUGGUUCUGCGGGAUUUGGUUGAGGUGAUGAUUAGUAGCGACCCGCUACUUCGGCCCUCUUCAAAGUGCGUGCUGAGACAUCCGUUCUUUUGGUCCCCGGAGAAACAGCUUCAAUUUUUCCAGGAUGUUAGUGACCGAAUUGAAAAGGAGCCACUAGAGAGUCCAAUCAUUGUUGCCCUUGAGACGGAUUCCCGUUUUGUGGUCAGAGUAAACUGGAGAAUGCACAUAUCUGUCCCACUUCAAACAGACCUCAGGAAGUUCAGAUCCUACAGAGGGAAUUCCGUACGUGACCUUCUUCGAGCUAUGCGGAACAAGAAGCAUCAUUACCAUGAGCUGCCGGCUGACGUCCAAGAGACCCUGGGUUCCAUCCCUGAUGAUUUUGUGUCAUAUUUCACCUCCCGCUUCCCUCACCUGCUCCUGCACACUCGGCAGGCUAUGAAACAGUGCGCACAUGAACGGUCGUUCCAUUCAUAUUAUUACUGGGAACCGGACCGAUGAGACGACAUAAUAGUUGCUGUGACUCCUCUAUCUAUGGACACAAAGGGACCCUAAAAUAUCCAGUAACAGGGAGCAAAGUGCCUGAGAUAAAUUCCGUAUCCUGUUUGCACUUGAGCUUUGCAUAUAGUGAAGCUUCGGACUGCACUGACUUUUUUUAGACUUUAUUUAGUAUUUUUUAUCCCUGCAAAAAAAAAAAUCUUGUACAUAAUCAGAAAAUAAUUUCUAAAGGGAAAGAAACGCUCUGGUCAUUACUAGAGGACUUAUCAUUUUGUACUGUUUUAAAGAUGCCACUUUUUUAUUUGCACAUUUUAUAAAGCUUUAGAAUGUGGUGCAGAAUCUCUAUAAAAAAAAACUAAUAAGUGCGGUUGAACUGGUUAAGUGGUAUGGACUAUGGACGACGGCCAUCUUGAUUUGGCUUUUUUGUUUUAUAUCCGACUUUGUUGUUUUAUAUAUUAAUUGCUUUUACAAUCUGUCAAAUUACAUUCUCAUAAAUCAGGUAGAAUGGGAAAUCCGUUACAUACAAGACUGUGAUUUUUUUAUUUUUUCCUACCAAAGAAUAUAUGAAUGGUUUUUUUUUUUAUGGCUUAUACAUUGUUUUGAAAGCAUACAAACAAAACAGGAGUGCAGAGAUCUAAGUGUAAUAUGGGAACACAUUGGACUUUAUUAAAAGAGAAGAAUCACACAAUGA
Bombina bombina (fire-bellied toad) is the source of this 4161-nucleotide messenger RNA. RefSeq names its product endoplasmic reticulum to nucleus signaling 2 (gene ERN2). The coding region runs from base 618 to 3473 and encodes 951 amino acids. Gene Ontology annotation, molecular function: protein serine/threonine kinase activity; ATP binding; RNA endonuclease activity. NCBI's taxonomy places the organism in Eukaryota, Metazoa, Chordata, Amphibia, Anura, Bombinatoridae. The record is from RefSeq and is a predicted model, not a curated record. Gene Ontology annotation, cellular component: IRE1-TRAF2-ASK1 complex. Gene Ontology annotation, biological process: IRE1-mediated unfolded protein response; mRNA processing; protein phosphorylation. The transcript is spliced from 23 exons.